Messenger RNA from Abrus precatorius (Indian licorice), 3621 nucleotides. RefSeq names its product pentatricopeptide repeat-containing protein At4g16470. NCBI's taxonomy places the organism in Eukaryota, Viridiplantae, Streptophyta, Magnoliopsida, Fabales, Fabaceae. The transcript has a single exon. Bases 886 to 2019 code for a protein of 377 amino acids. Gene Ontology annotation, molecular function: protein binding; RNA binding. The record is from RefSeq and is a predicted model, not a curated record. Gene Ontology annotation, biological process: RNA modification.
AAUGCUUGACAAUUCAGUUUAGCACGGUCCCCAAAAUUUCCCUCCAACUCAAAGUGAAACCCUUGCAUAAGAUGAGAAAUUUGUGUUCCCAUUUCCAAAACCCUUAAACCCAUCUUCUUCCUACCCGCCAUUUGUAGGAUGAAGUCCAUCCUCAACCCAAGGUUUUCAGUUUUAACUCCCAAAUUUGAUCUGUUUUCGGUCCCUUCUCAAUCCUCAACUUCAUUCUCUUUCCUCAACAAUCCACUUCGAAUCCCCAAUCAUCUGCGCCUCAACCCAACGUCCUUUUUGUUCAAUAAUUUAAUUUGCACAGCUCAAAAUCAAAGCUUGCAAACGGAUCCCUCUCCACCUCCUUCCGGCGAGAUUCAUGUCAUAGUGGGUCCCAUGUUCGCCGGCAAAACCACCUCACUCCUUCGUCGGAUUCAAUCGGAAACCGCCAACGGCAGGUCAACUCCUCUCCUGUUUUUAUCUUCAAUUUCAUUGUUAAAAAAACAACCAUUUUACCUAAAAUGGAUUUUUGUUUAUUUAUUUAGUGUUUAUCUUAAUUUCUCUGCUUGAAUAAUUGAUUGUUGAGUGUAGUUUGUCGUGGUUAUAUGCAUUUACUGUUAUAGGUGCAUCAUGCUUGCAACUAGUUAUGAAAAAGCAUUGAUGUCUGAAGUCAUUAUCCGUUUUGUACUUUGAUUCUGAAUGGGAAAGGCUUUUGCUUUGGAAUGCCAUGGUUGCAAUCAUCACUAGUCAGGUAUUCUCAGCUUUCAGGUCAAGCCUUGCAAAGAAGACCCCAACUUGGAUAAGGUCUUGAGAGGUCUGUGUAUAUCUGGAAGGUUGGUGGAGGCAAUUGGGCUCUUGUGCCGAACAAGAUUGCCGGUGCACCCAAGAACAUAUUCUCUGAUGCUGCAGGAAUGCAUAUUCUGGAAAAAGUAUAAGAGGGGCAAAAGAAUCCACGCACACAUGAUUGUUGUUGGAUAUGUUCCCAAUGAAUAUUUGAAAACCAAAUUGUUAAUAUUAUAUGCAAAGUUGGGAUGUCUAGAAACUGUUCACUUCCUGUUCAACAGCUUGAUGGAGAAGGGAUUGAUUUCGUGGAAUGCAAUCAUAGCUGGUUAUGUUCAAAAUGGCCUUGAAGAAGUUGGAUUGGACUUUUAUUAUGGGAUGAGACAGGCUGGUUUGAGACCGGAUCCGUAUACCUUUGCAUCAGUGUUCAGAGCCUGCGCAACUUUGGCAGCAUUAGAACCUGGGAAACAAGCCCAUGGUUUAAUGAUCAAGUGUCAGAUUAGGGAUAAUGUUGUAGUCAGCAGUGCCCUAAUAGACAUGUAUUUUAAAUGCAGUUGUAUUUGUGAUGGGCAGUUGUUGUUUGAUAAAUGUUUGAGUAGAAAUACCAUUACUUGGACUACUCUAAUAUCUGGAUAUGGUCAACAUGGAAGAGUAAUGGAGGUUUUAGAGUCUUUUUAUAGAAUGGUAUCUGAAGGUUUUAGACCAAACUAUGUUACUUUUCUUGCAGUUUUGGUUGCUUGUAGCCAUGGGGGUUUGAUUGAUGAAGGGCAUAAAUAUUUUCAGUUAAUGAUAAGGGAAUAUGAAAUUAUGCCACAGGCAAAACAUUAUGCAGCGAUGGUUGACCUUUUAGGACGUGCUGGGAAGUUAGAAGAGGCUUAUGAAUUUGUUCUGAAUUCACCCUAUAAGGAGAACUCAUUGAUAUGGAGUGCUUUGCUUGGGGUUUGUAAGAUUCAUGGUGACUUAGACCUGUUAAAAAUUGCAUCUAAGAAGUACUUUGAGUGUGAAAGUAUUAAUAUUAAUGCUGAAAAGUAUGUUGUCUUGGCAAAUGCUUAUGCUUCUUCUGGGCUGUGGGUCAAUGGUGAGGAGAUUAGGGCUACAUUGACGGAAUCAGGGAUGGCUAAGAAGCCAGGUUAUAGCAGGAUUGAGGUGCAAAAUGAGGUUGAUGCAGUUUAUCCGGGAAUUCGAGAGAUUACCUCAAAUGAUGAACACAGCUUAAGCAGUGAAAACAUGGGAUACAAACGUUCUGCUGCUUAAAAUUUGAUAUAUGCAAUUUGCAUUGUUCUGGAUGAACUAGACAUGCUGCUUUAGGAAUUUAAACAAUGUUCUGAUUUGUAAGGAAAGCUGCUGAAUUACACGUAGAUUUGAAGAGGAACAUAUAGGGCUUUGAGUUGUACUAGCAUGUACCUUGUUCAGUGACAUAGGAAUAAUGCGUCUCCAAUAGUAGCAUUUGGCAAGAUGAUGGGUGAUAGCCAAAUUGUUAUUUUUUUCCUCCUAGGAAUCGGUAUACAGAAUUUAUGAAGAGACUGAGUAUACAUCACAGUUAGUAUGAUGCAGUUCUUUAUGCUCAUUGUUUUCCUUGAUAUUUAUUGGAUCACAAUCAUUUUAUACUCUCUUAGAAACAUACAUGGCUGAGAUGUUAUAUUUUUAGUUUAGAAACAUGUUUGAAGUGAUUUCCUGGGAUUCCUGCAUGUUUUUAAUUAUCACCAAUGGUGAAAAUUCCCAGAUUAAAUCCUUUAUCCUCUUGGACGAUCAUUAAUAACGUUUAUUCUGAAAAAAAUUUGUAUCAAGUUUAACAUGAUAAGUUUCUGACUAGGUAUAUUCCAUUUAAUAACAAAUUCAAUUUCAUAGAUUCACAUUCAUGCUUCUAUGCUAUCUCCCCUGCUUGAAACAGAAAAAUAAAAUUAAACGUGUAUACAAAUGACUAUAAAUGUAUGAGACAAUUUAUAAUUCAUGAGCAUUGUAAUGAAGUUUGCAAGUUCACAUGAAGGGCAGUUUAUAUCAUAUGCUGUCUAGCCAAAAUUCCAUUUGUUUUCUUAAAUUUUCCAAUCUGACACAAAGUUCAGAUUUUGACUUAAACCCCCACAAUUUUUUAAGCUGGAAAUUUUAGAAUUAUAUUGCCAUGGUUGCUUUUGCUGCUUCCCCCUCUGUUAAACUUGGGAGUAAGUGCACUGAAUCAUGUAUUUGUUAAUCUGGUUGUACAGAACAUAGACAAUGGAGUUUCCCCCUAACAAAGAGUUUCUCCUCCUACAUUCAGAAAACAAUGGAACUUCCCAAUGAAUAAUCACACCCAAGCCCCAUACCUAUGAAGCAUCAUGUACCAACCAUUAAACCGUGCUGUAACUGCCUAAAUAACUGUGUAAAGAUAGAAAUAAUACACAAAAGUAAUAGUUCAGAUCCUUAGCUACCUAAAUAACUGUUUAGAGAGUAAAGACACAUACUACACAAACACUAAUUAUUCAGGCCUACUGAGUCUCAGUUUGCUUCAUAUCCUUCUCACAUAAACUUUUCUAGUCUAUUAUCUCUAUCACCCUCCCUAAAAGAAAAGUUCUAAUACAUUGGAGAGGCUCUGAGCAUACAGUGCUUCCAGUGGUUUUUAAGCCCUAUGCUCAAUAUAAAGCCUAUCCACAUUGAAUUCUGUUUUCCAAUUGAGUCAAACCUAAUGGUUGGAAACAAGUGGAUUCAUCUUUUAAGAGAGCAAGGAAAGGUAAUUCUGGAUGUUAAUGCUGAUAGAAUGGUUUCAACCAUGGUAGUCAAAAUUGAGAUUUUACGUAGGAUCGGAGAGGGGGUUCAGGAUCGUAACUCGUAGGAUCGUAACAUGGAACGUAAAAUCCCACAAAAUUAUAUAUAUACAUAUAA